AUGAAUGUGUCCACUUUUUCCUGCCAGCUGCAGUACUGGAGGCUUUACCUGCUGGUWCUGGUUCUGGGAAUCGGGGGAUCAUUUCAGUAUGGGCUCCAUAUGUCUGUCAUCGCCUCUCCAGCAGAGCACAUUCAGAGAUUUGUGAACGCCACAUGGAUGCAGAGGUACGGCGCUCCAGUGGAUGAGUUCACCAACCAGAGCAUCUGGUCCUUCAUUGUGGCCAUUCUGAGUUUGGGAGGCUGGGCCGGGACCACUCACAGUAGCCGCCUGGCUGUUACCUACGGACGAAAAAAGGCUCUCCUGAUCAACAAUGUGGUGGCGAUGGUUGCUGCCUUACUCAUGGCCUUCAGUCGCAUGAUGCAGUCUUUUGAGAUGAUCCUGCUGGGAAGACUUCUCUAUGGAUACAAUGUUGGUCUUGGCUUCUGUGUUCACCUCAUGUAUCUUGGGGAGAGCUCGCCCAAGGAGCUCAGAGGUUACCUGACUCUCACCAGCGCCACCUUCAUAAGCUUGGGGAAAGUCACAGGCCAGAUAAUUGGCAUCAAGGAAAUCAUGGGWACAGAAGAAAUGUGGCCGUAUCUCUUAGCUUUCAGUGGUAUUCCAGCCAUCCUGCAGUUUGUGAUGCUUCUUUUCUUCCCUGAGKCACCUAGAUAUCUUUACAUCGAUAAAGGAGACAUUGAAGGAAGCAAAGAAGCCUUGCAGUGGCUGUGGCAGAAGGACGACUUAAAGCUGGAGCUGGAAGACAUGCAGAAAGAAAGAGAGAGCUCACAGGAGAAGAAGGCUCGAAYGGUGAAAGAUCUGCUCAGCUCUCGCUGCGUCAGGUGGCAGCUGCUGACUCUCAUCAUCCCGUGCGCCGGUUGUCAUUUGUGCGGCAACAGUGCUCUGUACUCCUACGCCUUUGACAUCUUUCAUGAGGCUGGAGUACCAGUGACCCUGAUACAAUACACAGCUAUUGGUAUUGGAGCAACAGAACUAAUCGCCGUACUGUUAUCUUCCUUCUUGAUAGAUCGAGCAGGCAGAAAGAAGCUGAUGGGCUAUGGCUACCUACUGAUGGGUGUAACCAUGUGUGUUCUUACAGUCACRCUGUCCUUGAAGGAUAUGAAUCCACAGAUCCCAUACGUGAACAUCACCCUGAUCCUUUCUGUCAUUUGCAUUUAUGGACUUGCGCCUUCUGGAGUAUCCGUGGUUCUCCCUGCUGAUAUUUUUCUCCAAGUCUGGCGUCCUUCUGCAUACGUGAUCUAUGGGAUCGUCAACUGGUCCAGCAUAUUUAUGACUGGGAUGCUGUUUGGAUAUAUUGUGGAGGCACUCGGACAGUUCUGCUUCCUGUUUUUCAUGGCUUUCUGCUUUCUGAGCGGUGCUUUCGUGCUCUAUUUUGUCCCAGAGACCAAAGGAAAAACUGCAAUAGAGAUUACAGAGGAUUUUAACAAACUGAAUUACAAGAAUGGAAAAAGUGGCGUUGAAAAUAUUGAAGCUGCAACUAAAUUGUAA
Austrofundulus limnaeus is the source of this 1485-nucleotide messenger RNA. Its product is annotated as solute carrier family 2, facilitated glucose transporter member 11. The transcript is spliced from 12 exons. Gene Ontology annotation, cellular component: plasma membrane. Gene Ontology annotation, biological process: dehydroascorbic acid transport. The coding region runs from base 1 to 1485 and encodes 494 amino acids. The record is from RefSeq and is a predicted model, not a curated record. Gene Ontology annotation, molecular function: D-glucose transmembrane transporter activity. Lineage: Eukaryota; Metazoa; Chordata; Actinopteri; Cyprinodontiformes; Rivulidae.